This is a messenger RNA of [Torrubiella] hemipterigena, 7485 nucleotides long. The record is from the annotation of a GenBank genome assembly. Lineage: Eukaryota; Fungi; Ascomycota; Sordariomycetes; Hypocreales; Clavicipitaceae.
GCCUAUCGCGACGCUGCCUCCACAGUUUUGCUGGCCUUCGUUAGCAUCAAGCAAGCUACUCCAACUCGCGACUUCGCGAUAGCUUCUUGCGCCGCCUGCACCCGCCAGCACAGUCUUCGCGUCCCCGUGACAUCUUCCGUGCUUGACGCCAAUUGAGUGCCCUUGCCUGUCAUUCAUUCUCGAUACCCGCAUUGGUGCUUGCGCCCGCUAUUCUGCGUUUGCUCUCGAUUUUCAGCAUUGUUCACUGCUUCACUGUCCAAUCCCAUCUCAGCUUGUCUUCUUUGCCACCGCACCUGUACGACAACUCCCCUUCUAUACACAGCAUUAGCUGGCUGUGCUCUUACAACCUCAUAGGUGCAAAGCAUUCCUCCCCCUACCGACCCGCGCAUUCCAACGCUGCCGCCAAUGACCAGACCUAGCAGCACCACCACCGCCGAAACAUAAAACGCAUCCACAACCGCUUCGAUGCCUCCUAAGCGCAAGAGGUCCGAUCGCCAAUCCGGAGAUGCUGGUCGGCCUGCACCGCACCGCCCUGCCGACGCCCACGUGAAUAACAAUCAGCGAGACGACGGCGGCAGAGCUGGCCGCGGACGACAUCGCAACCAGCGCCGAGACUCGUCCCAGUCCCAUAGCCAGCCCUCCACGCCGCGAAAGAACUCCUUCAGUCAGCAGCAGCAGCAGCAACAAGGUGCCAUGUCGCCUCCUGCCACGAAGCCCUCGCCGGCCUUGGUGCCAACAAAACCGGAUACGCAGCCCAUCCCGCCAGUUCGAACACAGCCUCCGGCGGCUCCUGUCCGAGCUGCUCCGAUACAAACUGAGCCGUCAACGCCGCGAAACUCCAAUUUCCCAUACGAAAACAUCACGGACGACAGAAUAAGCAGCUGGGCUGCCACUGGCAAAGAUGAACUCGUGCAGCUGGCCUUACAAUCUGCCAACGGUGGCGAUCUUGCUCAACUGUCCAACUUAUUUCAGGAAUUCUUCUAUGCCGUCGUCGAUAGCAAAGUGCCGCCGGCCGAUGCAGGCGUCUGCAUCAAAGAAAUCUUCAACCAAGAAGGCUCCGACAGCCCGUCUACCGCCACUCCUUUCCAAUCUCUCUUCCUCGACUCUCUUGCCAUUACCAUGGAGAGCGACGCUGACAUGUACCGCCCUACCCUCCGCGAGUUUCUCAUAGCUACAGACAUGUCCCCCACGCUUAUGCGCGAGCUCCUCGACCCCCCGACACUUCAGAAGCUAGGACUCAUCCGCGAAACGUUUACACGAUUCGGUGUUCGACUAGCGACCAAUCUGCUCUAUCGACAGGCCAACUACAACCUUCUGCGCGAAGAAUCUGAAGGAUACUCGAAACUUAUUACUGAGCUCUUUACCACAAGCAACGUCCCUCCGCCGCCGCCUGAAAUGGCGGAGCAGACUUUUGAGCGCAUCAAGGCGCUGAUUGGAACAUUUGAUCUGGAUGUUGGCCGUGUGCUCGAUGUCACGCUUGAUGUGGCUGCUGCUGUGCUUAUCAAGCAAUACAAGUUCUUUGUCAAGUUCCUCAGAAUCAGCUCUUGGUGGCCGCGCACGAACCGAAAGCUCAACACAAACGUCUACAUUGGCGGCCUUCCCGUCUGGGCCUCCCCAUCGUACAAGGAUUGGUCUGCUUCUGAAGAGGACGAAGCUGCAGUAGCUCAGCAGCGUCUUGAGCGAGACAUUGCCUUUUGGCAACGAGCUCGCGAAAUUCAACUAGACGCCUUCUUUGAGCUCGGCGGCCGUCAGGUUUCGGAUUCUGUCAAGCAGCUUGCCCUCACAAACGGCAACGGCGGCGAUGGUCACGCAGACUUUGAUAAGGCAUGGGUGCAAGAAACAAAUACGCUGCCACCCCCAGGCAACCGAGUUGCCGCACAGCUCCUCGGCUUCAAAUUACGAUUUUACAAUUCCGACAUGCGAACUGAAGAAGAUGUUUUGCCCGCCAACCUCUUAUACCUCGCUGCUUUGCUCAUCAAGAUUGGCUUCAUCUCGUUAACCGACCUAUACCCCCACCUCUCACCGGCUGACGACGGCAUGGAGCGAGUCCGAGAAGAGCAGAUGAAGGUGCUCGAACAAGAAGAGAGAGCCUCUCGCGGCGGUGCCAUGAAUGCCCUUCUCAUGGCUGGUGUUUUGCCCCAGGGCGAAGACGAGAACCCAGCCGCUGCUGGUGCACCUCGCAAGGAAGCGCCAGUAAAGAAAGUUGAAGCUGAAGCAACCCAGGCGGCAGCUGCAGCUGCGGAAGCCGAGGCCAAGGCCAAGUUGCCAGAACCCGUAGAGCAAAAGGUGCUUCUUCUGACACAACUCCUAACGAUUGGUGCGAUCCCUGAGUCUCUCUUCAUCCUGGGUCGCUUUCCCUGGAUCCCCGAGGCCUUUCCCGAGGUUCUGUCUCGUAUACAUCGCAUCCUAAACAUCUCGGUCGAAAAGGUCUACAACGAUAGCAGACCAAAGGCCGCCACUUCCAUGGAAUGCCCCUCCAAGCCCAUUCCCGAACUGGACCAGUCUGGUGUGCCCAAAGGCAACGUUCGCCUCGGACAGCUGCCAGCCAAGAAGUUCUGGCGCUGGCCUUUCCCUGACAAGGCUGACACCAACGAGAACCAAAACUACCGCUUCUACUGGGACGAGUGGUCUGAUAAUGUCCCCGUCUGUCAAACAGUCGAUGACAUCUUCACCCUCUGCGACACAUUUCUCAACCUCUCUGGCGUCAGCAUCGGCAAGGAUGAGGCUCUGCUCUCCAAGCUGGCUUCCAUCGGUGCUCAGAGCUUAAGAGACGACACUUCACCCGAAAACUUGAAGCGAUGGCUCGACUUGUUGCGCCGUCUUCUCCUUCCCGCUCUCAGCCAUACCAACGCCAAUGCUGCUGUAGUCAAUGCCAUCUGGACUCUUUUGGAGCACUAUCCCACCACUACACGAUACUCCCUGUACGCGGAGUGGUUUGAAGGCCAGACCUCGAGACUUCCCGCAAUGCGAUCAGCCUUUGCCAAAGCCACCGCCGCUACUAGAGGCACGAUGAAGCGAGUUUCGUUGACCAACCUAAGUGAGAUGGCCAAGCAGCUCGCCAAGACUAGCUACUCUUCGCCAGGUAUUGUUUUCAGAGUUGCCUUUGAACAACUGGAAUCAUACCCCAACCUCAUCAGCGCUUUUGUCGAAUGUGCAAAAUACUUUACCGAUCUCUCCUACGAUGUUUUGGUUUGGUCGCUCAUGAACUCGCUCGGCAAGUCAAGAAGUCGCACACAAGCAGAGCACGCCCUCACAACAAGUAAAUGGCUCCAGGCUUUGUCCAAGUUUACUGGCCAGGUCUUCCGUCGUUACACACUACUGGACGCGACUCCCGUUCUCUACUACGUCAACGACCAGCUUCUUCAAGGCAAUGCUACGGAUCUAAUCAUUCUCAAGGAGCUCAUUUCCACCAUGGGUGGUAUUGUAGACUCUGUCGACUUUACUGAUUAUCAGGUACUGUCUAUGGCUGGAGGAGAUUGCCUGCGCAAACAUACGCUCAUUCGUGGCGGUGACAAGCGAUACGACAAUGUUAAGAGCUCACAACGCCUCAUCACUGCACUCAUCGAUUCUCAUCUUGCUGUUCGCCUGCUUAUCAACCUUACACAAUACCGACAGUCCGCGAUUUUCAAAGUGCCAGAAGACGAGGCGCAUAUCAAGUAUCUCUCUUCCAUGAUUGAUGACUCGCAUCAGACGCUUAUCAAAUUCCUGGACUUUAUCUGGACCAACCUCGACACUGCCGCAUUCGACAAGGCCGUGCCGUCUAUCCCAGAACUCCUUACUUCCUAUGGCAUUGACGUCAGCUUGGCGUUCUUGAUUGGUAGACCCAGCCUUGGUCAGCGCAUGCUUCCCUGGAAGGCUGCUUCUGUUGAGCCACCCAAGGAGGCGGACACGGAAGGCGAUGUCUCCAUGUCUGAGAAGCCUGAGGGAGAUGACCAAGAAGCCGAAAAGCCAAAGGAAGGAACUGAAGAUGCUGAAAAGUCGGGCGAGCAUCCUUCCAUCCAAUCCACUCUGCAGCCCAUUAUUGACGCUGUUCAAGAGACCAUCGGCCCCGAGGUCUGGGAAAAGAUUUCGCCUGAAUUCUAUGCCACCUUUUGGGCCUUGCAGCUCAGCGACAUCUACUGUCCCGAACACGUGUAUAAGCAGGAAUCUGAAAGGUUAAAGGGUGAAGACAUGGCUCUGCGCAAAGACCGCUCCGACAUGAGCCGUCGCGCACAAGAGGAGCGAACCGAGAAGCGCAAGGACCUCAUGAACCUUCAAGUCGGUCUUUUGGAGGAGAAGAAGGAACACUUCCUCCGCAAGGCCAAAUGGAAGGUUUACUUGACGAGACAGUUCCAGACGUCGUUCCCCAACACUGAACUCAAGGCUGAUGCUCUUUCGGAUAUUCUCCUUGAACAGUGUAUCAUUCCUAGAAUAAUGCUUUCGCCGGCAGACGUCGAGUUUACGUUCCGCUUCAUCAAGUGCCUGCAUGACUGGAAUGCCCCCGGCUUCAAGCUCAUGUCCCUUUACAACCGCCUAUUCAACGCCAACCGACUUCGAUCCCUCAUCUUCACGAGCACUGUGCGUGAAGCUGAAUACCUUGGUCGAUUCCUUAAGCUAGUGCUCGAAGACCUCUCGAGAUGGCACCGCAACGCACCCGUGCCCGGUGAUAAAGACUCCAAGGCAUCCAAAACGGCAACCCGAACUGGUGUGUACGAAAAGGAAGCUCUCGGUAGCGCAGAUCAACCUCGCCUUGGUUUUGCUCUUACUGUCGACGAGAAUGGAAAGCCAGCAACCUUUAUCGAACACGACCAGUUUAGAGACCACCUGUUUGCUUGGCAUAAGAAUCUUAACAUGGCGCUCAAGUCAUGCUUGACAGGCUCCGAAUGGAUGCAUAUUCGAAACGCCAUCACCGUUCUCAAGACAGUUGUUGAUUACUUCCCCGCCAUCGACUUUAUGGCUACGCAGUUCACCAACCAGCUGCAAAAGAUUACCCAGCAAGAGAAUGCAAAGAAGGCAUCUCCCGAGGCUGAGAUUGGUGAUCGUGUCGACUUGGCCGUCGCUGCUCAAGGCGCCAUGUCUGAGCUUCAGCGAAGAAAGGCGAAAUGGGUCAUGGUGCAAGCUUUCCGUGAGAAUUCUGCCAACAAACCCGAAAGCGAUACAAACGGAACAAAGUUGCGUCCCACAGCACCCGACUUUAUGCCAAAGAACAAGAAGCGAGGAUCCAAGACAGGAGAAGAGGAGGAUGGCGAGGUUCAAGAUGGCAAACAGCAGACUGGAGCCGGCAAGGAUGCCCUUCCUGCUCGUCCCACACGACUCAAUAGAGACGGGCCGCGUGGCGAGACACCAAACUCCAACCAGUCGCGAUCGUCUACGCCCAAGCCGACAGGACCCCGAUCUGAUGCGGCUAAGCUCCCUGAUCGUCCUUCGCACAGCCUUCCUUCCCGACCGGAUGUUAAGAUCCCUCCGCACUACACGCCGGAAAGGUAUGCUGCCAACCAGCGCGGCCACGACAGACGCGAUGGCCGAGAAUCGAGAGAAGGUAGAGACCAAUCUCGACAGGGUCAAGACGGAGACCGCAACGACCGCGGCAGAGACCAUGGAGACCGACGAGACCAGGCUGGCGAUCUUCCGCCUCGUCCUAGGGGGGGAGACCAAGAUCGCCGUGGUCGUGACAAGGGUGGUCGCGAUCGUGGAGGCGACCGAGGUGGUGAUAAUGCCACUCCUACUGGCUCUGCUUCCGCCGACGGUGCCGAGCCCAAGAUGAACCCUGAGCGCGCUGCCCUGUUUGCUCAAGACGAAGGUGACCGUCCUGCGCGUGGUCCUCGACGACAGGAGGGCGAUCUGAUGCAGAACGUCAAUCCUGACCGUGCAGCAUUGCUUGAGCGUGACGAGAAGCAGUCUGGUAGGAACAACCGCGGAGACAACCGCAACCGUGGCCCUCGCGGCCAAUCUCCUCGACGAGGUGGACGCGAUGGGCAUGACGAGCACCCCAAUGCCAACCAAGCACCCAAUGCAGCACCAACUGGCCCUGCCGACGACCGUCACGGCCGACGCCACGGUUCAGACCAUCGCACGCCCGGUAGAAGCGGCAGAGACGGAUCCACAGCCGGUGGCCGAGACCGAGAUGACGGCUUCUUUGGAGGCCGCGGCCCCGACAGCGACCACCGCCAAGGAAACUCGUUCCAAGAUCCCAACUACGGCCGCCUCAAUGCUGCUGGCGGUGGUCCUGAGACGCCUUCUGGGCCCAGACCGCGUGGACGUGGAGCCCCUAGAAGCGCUCAGAACACGCCAACAGGCCCAGCAAACAGCAACACGCCAGACAUGCAGCCGCCAACUGGCCCAUCAUCUGCACGCGGUGGUGGUGGACGUCGUAACGGAUACGAGCAUGGUGGCCAAAACGCAGGAUCGCCAGCUCCUAACAUGGACAGGCCUCGCAGCAGCGACAUGCCUCCUCCAUCUGGUCCCAGCAUGCACCAGGAUCGCUCCGGCCACGACGACAGACAUGAAGGCGGUGUUCCCACCGGCCCAUCCGGCUCCAACGAGCGACACCGCGGUGGCGGCGGCAGAAGACAGCUUGCCGGCAUCAACAACAUGCUGCAGCACGGCCACGGCGGCCCUAACCAAGAACCAAUCCGCGGUAACUCGAACCAACGACAGCCUUCUUCUGGCCGCCAAAGCAUGGGCAACUCAGACAUGCAGGUUCUAGCAGGAGGAGCCGGCCAAGAGCGCGACAAGUGGCCCGACGCACCGCGCGGACCUGCUGGUGGCGACGAUAACAACCAAGGCCACGGCAGACGCGAUAACCGUCAAGGUGGACGCCAGGGCCAUGGUGGCGAGUACCGAGACCGCCGGUCCAUGGGCAACGGGCCUGACGGGGGACCACCACCUGAUGGAGGCCGUCGCGGGCCGUCUGGACCGAACAAUGUGCCUCAGGGCCCCGGUGGUCGCGAUAGAGGAAGCGGUGGCCGCGGCGAUGAUUGGGGCGGUAACCGUGGUGGACGAGGCGGCGGCGGACGAUCGGACGACCGACGUGAGGAUCGUGGACGCAAGCGCCGCUCAGAGGAAGGGACGGGACAUCUUGCGAGUGAUCGCGAGAAGAGACCGAGGAGGUAAAAGAGACGCAAAUGUACCUUUUUGUAUUAGACAUGUCUAGAAGACGUGAUCUCUGUGUUUUUACAACGCUUUUUUCCUAUUUUUGUUUUGUUUUCACCAUGGCAUUUGCAUAGAGAAUAGGGGACGAACGAUGGAUGUAUUUCAGAGAGUGCUUCUUGUUAGUUUGAUAUUGAUUCGGCUGUCCUUUGGUAAGCUGCGAAUGGCGUUGGGAGAUGGCUUCUAUUGAAAAGAUUUUCUACUUUUACUACAUUGUGUCUGUGACUUGUUCAACAUUGGCCAUGUCCUAUUGAGAAUGCCUCCUUCUCAAUCUUCAAUUAACAUCUACUCGUACGUCUUAGAGUAAUUAGUAAGAAAUACGCCUGCCGGCCGCACAAGGAUGCAUUAAAACGGGUA